Molecule: messenger RNA, 3195 nt
Organism: Trichoplax adhaerens
Lineage: Eukaryota; Metazoa; Placozoa; Uniplacotomia; Trichoplacea; Trichoplacidae
Exons: 17
Coding region: 1-3195 (1064 amino acids)
Biological process (GO): bicarbonate transport; monoatomic anion transport; transmembrane transport
Cellular component (GO): plasma membrane
Molecular function (GO): solute:inorganic anion antiporter activity; monoatomic anion transmembrane transporter activity
Source: RefSeq, a predicted model, not a curated record
AUGUCGUCACUAAGUGUUCAGAAAGAUGAAUUAGAAGCCUCCAUUCGUAAUUUAACUACCACUGCCGAAAUACCAUUGUCACCACUUCUGUUAUCAGGAGAGGCAAUGUCCACUGACGAUGUUAAAGCAGACCAAAACUCGGCGGAAUUAGGACAAAAUAUUAACGCCGACCAAACAACAUCUGCUAGUGCUGAUGAUUUAAAAGAAUCCCAGCCAGUAUCAGAUAAUACUGAGGAAAAGGAAGCAAAUAAUGAGCCAAAAAAGAAAAAGGGACCGAGUUUAACUAUUCAAAUUCCUCAGGAAAACAAAUUAAUCGAUAAAACUCCUCAUCCGGUAUUUGCUGAAUUAGAAGAGCUGGUUGCGGUUGAUGAUAGUGGAGAAGAGUUAGCUUGGAAAGAGAAAGCACGAUGGAUUAAAUUUGAAGAAGAUGUUCAAGAAGCAGCUGAUCGAUGGGGAAAGCCACAUGUGGCUUAUUUAUCAUUUCACAGCUUGUUGGAGUUGAAGCGCUGUUUAGAAGUCGGUACGGUUAUGCUAGAUAUGAAAGAAAGCGAUUUCGGCAGUAUUGCCAUUUCUUUAGUAGAAACUCCUACUCGAAAAAGCGAUUCUGGUUCUAAGGGUGACAUAUCCAAAACAGAACUAUACCAGGAUGCCCCUGCUUCUGGAGCUGGUGUUCGUGACGUUCCUAAUAGUGAAAAUGUUGAUUCAAGCCAAUUUGUUAGUUUAGAAAUGGUAAGUGAUACAGCAGAGAAAGCAUCAUCUAACGAUGAACAGGCACAGAAUCCGCCACAAGCUGAGGUAUUUACACCAUUUGUUCCCAUGACUCCAGUAUCGCCUAGUAUGCAGCAAGCAGAGAAAGGUGUGUUAUCACCAUCGGUGGCAUUUUUGCAGGAAUCGAGGGAUCAAAUUCGUGCUAAUUUAGGCAAAUCAGUGACUAAUUUAGAUAAACAGGAAGAGAUUGAAGAAUGCGACGAUUCAGGCAUAUUACGCAAGAUUCCGUCAGGUUCUGAGGCUUGUACCGUCCUCGUCGGUACCGUUAAUGACAUGAAAAAGCCAAUUGUCGCCUUUGCGCGAUUGACGAAAGGGAGACGAUUAGGCAAUUUAGCCGAAGCACCCAUACCAGUUCGUUUUAUUUUCAUCAUGAUGGGUCCGGAAGAUGAUACUAUUAACUAUUACGAAAUUGGAAGAUCAAUUUCAACAUUGAUGUCAAAUGAGAGCUUUAAUCAAGCAGCUUACGCUGCUGAGACACGCAUGGACUUAUUGAAUGCGAUUAACCAGUUUCUGGAUCAAAGCGUUGUCUUACCGCCUGGUGAUUGGGAUAAAGAUAUGUUGGACCCAGUAACGCUACCAGAUAAUUCUAACCGUAUCGGUAGUACAGUCAGAAUAUUAGCAGAUGAGAACGAGCUAUCACCACGAUUUGCCGAUGUUCAUAUGGUUGGACAAGAAGAAAAUGAUCCAUUGAAAAGAACAGGGCGAUUAUUUGGAGGCUUUAUCAAUGAAUGCAAGAAGCGCUAUCCUUAUUACGUUAGUGAUUUCAAAGACGGAUUAAAUUUUCAAACUUUGGCAGCUUUUAUUUUCAUUUACUUUGCAUGCAUUUCACCAGCAAUUACAUUCGGAGGUUUAAUUAGUUCAAAAACCGACGGUUGGAUUGGUGUAAGCGAAAUGAUAUUAGGUACAGCUAUUAUUGGUCUUAUGUUUGCAUUCUUUGCUGGGCAGCCAUUAGCUAUCAUAGGUUCUACUGGGCCUAUAUUGAUAUUUGAAGAAAUUGUUUAUGAGCUGUGUGGCCAGUUUAAUAUCGAAUAUAUCGUUUUCCGAUUCUGGAUCGGUGCGUGGGUUAUGAUUAUAUGUUUUGUAACCGUGGCAUUAGAAGGAAGCUUUCUUGUACGCUAUUUUUCACGAUUUACUCAAGAGAUAUUCUCCGCUUUGGUAUCCAUCAUUUUUAUCUACGAAGCUUUCUUUAAUCUCAUUAAGAUCUACGAAAAUCAUCCUCUCAUAAGCGAUUAUUGCACAGUGGUAGAAAACAAUCUUUCCACUACCAACGCCACUAUACCUAUUUCAUUUUUCAAUAGCAAUAUAUCAAAUACAACAUCUGCUGUACAAGUGAUUCCACCUCGCCCCAAUACCUCUUUACUUUCCACUAUCUUAAUGUUGGGAACAUUUGGUCUGGCCAUGUUCUUCCGCCAAUUUAGAAAUAGUCAAUAUUUAGGACGCCAGGCCCGCCAAAUUAUCAGUGAUUUUGGUAUCCCAAUCUCAAUUGCAGCCAUGGUAGUCGUUAAUCUUUUGAUUCAUGGUGUUUAUGUUAGAACAUUGGAAGUACCAGGUGGUCUAUCGACAACUUCUCCACAUAAACGGGGCUGGUUAAUAAACCCUCUUGGAUUAAAAGAACCUUUCCCGGUUGGAUUAAUGUUUUUAGCGGCUGUUCCAGCUUUGCUGGUUUUGAUUUUAUUGUUUAUGGAAACAGAAAUUACAUUGCUUUUAGUUAAUAAAAAAGAGAAUAAGAUGAAGAAGGGAUCUGGGUUCCACAUUAACUUACUCCUUGUUGGUAUUGGUGUCGGUAUAACAUCACUUAUUGGUGCUCCAUGGAUGUGCGUUGCCACUGUCCGUACGCUAUCUCAUACUUUAAGUGUUACAGUCAUGAGUAAAUCAAAUGCUCCUGGAGAAAAAUCCCAAUUAGUUGAAGUUAAAGAACAACGAGUUAGCAAUUUACUCAUUCAUAUCAUGAUAGGCGCUUCCUUAUUCUUAACUGAUGUCCUUCGAUUAAUCCCUAUACCGGUUCUUUAUGGUGUUUUCCUAUACAUGGGAUUUACGUCCUUAAACGGAGUUCAGCUAAUAGAAAGAAUUAAGAUGCUGAUUAUGCCUUCAAAGUACCAUCCAGAAACUAUAUUUGUUCGCAAUGUGCCAACAAGAAAGAUUCAUCUUUUCACUUUAGUACAAAUUGUAUGCAUCGUCGUCCUUUGGGUUAUCAAAUCGACCGAUGCUUCUAUUGCUUUCCCACUCUUUAUAAUUUUGACUAUUCCAGUUCGCUGGCAAAUGAAGCACUUUUUCACGAGAAGAGAACUGAUAGCACUUGACAACGACGGUAAAACUCCAUUACCUGACGAUGAAGAAGAUGAAGUUGAAGUUAAAUCGCCGGAUUUUGGAGCAGGUCAUAAAGAUGGAACUGAAACUUCUGUUAAAUCUGCUGCUUCUCCAGUCUAG